Messenger RNA from Drosophila albomicans, 1650 nucleotides. RefSeq names its product lipase 1. The coding region runs from base 186 to 1514 and encodes 442 amino acids. Lineage: Eukaryota; Metazoa; Arthropoda; Insecta; Diptera; Drosophilidae. The transcript is spliced from 5 exons. The record is from RefSeq and is a predicted model, not a curated record. Gene Ontology annotation, molecular function: hydrolase activity, acting on ester bonds. Gene Ontology annotation, biological process: lipid metabolic process.
UUCGGCAUUCUUUGUAAGCGCGGAAGUUCGAAGCGCGUUGCCGGGUUUUUGGUUUUCGGUUUCAGUUGCGUCCGCGACGUGCAACGCUAAAGUUGACCAAGCAAGUGGAAGAUUCCCCAACCGGAUUUCACUUUAUGCAUUGAUUUCGAUUUAAUUUUGAAAACGAUUCAAAUUGGAGUAUUGAAAUGGGAAGACGUUGGCUGUUGGCUUUGGGUUUAUGCCUGCUGAUCAGCAGGACGCAGGCGCAGUUUGGUGGCGAGGAGGAUGAGGAAGAGGACGAAGAGGAGGAGGAAGAAGAAUGGAGCAGUGAAGAUGAAACAGCCGAGGAGAAAUUGCAACGCAAAAACAUCAAACAAGACUCAAACCUAACUGUGGAUAAAUUAAUUGCCAAAUAUGGCUAUGAGGCGGAAGUGCAUCAUGUGACCACCGAGGAUGGCUACAUUCUAACAAUGCAUCGCAUACGCAAUCAGAAUGCUCAACCCUUUCUGCUGCAGCAUGGACUCGUUGAUAGCUCGGCGGGUUUCGUUGUCAUGGGUCCCAAUGUGAGUCUGGCGUACUUACUUGCCGACCACAAGUACGAUGUCUGGCUGGGAAAUGCUCGUGGCAAUCGUUACUCGAGAAAUCACACCACACUCGAUCCGGAUGAGUCCAAGUUUUGGGAUUUUAGCUGGCAUGAGAUUGGCAUGUACGAUCUGCCAGCCAUGAUUGACUACAUUCUAAAGUCGACGGGCUUCAAGAAGCUGCAGUACGCCGGACACUCUCAGGGCUGCACCGCAUUCUUUGUCAUGUGCUCUAUGCGUCCGGCUUACAACGAGAAGGUCAUCUCCAUGCAGGCGAUGGCACCGGCUGUCUAUGCCAAGGAGACCAGCGGUCAUCCUUACAUACGCGCCAUCAGCUUGUACUUCAAUAGCCUUGUCGGCAGCGCUAUUACGGAGAUGUUCAAUGGCGAAUUUCGUUUUCUUUGCCGCAUGACCGAGGAGACGGAGCGUCUUUGCAUUGAAGCUGUGUUUGGCAUUGUGGGACGCAACUGGAAUGAAUUCAACCGAAAAAUGUUUCCCGUGGUGCUGGGUCACUAUCCAGCCGGAGUGGCAGCCAAGCAGGUGAAACACUUCAUACAGAUCAUCAAGACUGGCAGAUUUGCACCUUAUAGCUACAGUUCCAACAAGAAUAUGGUGUUAUACAGAGAGCAUUUGCCGCCACGAUAUAAUCUCAGUCUAGUCACUGUGCCCACAUUUGUGUACUAUUCGACCAAUGAUUUGCUGUGUCAUCCGACGGAUGUGGAAUCAAUGUGCGACGACUUGGGCAAUGUGACGGGCAAAUAUCUGGUGCCCAUGAAGGAGUUCAAUCACAUGGAUUUUCUCUGGGCCAUCGAUGUGCGAAAGCAGCUCUAUAAUCGCAUGCUGCAAGUGCUGGGCAAGCGACCACAGGGCAAAGAUGCCGAGGGCGAGGAGUUCUCGACAAGAAAUGUGGAACGAAGUCGAACGCAUCGAAGAGGAGGACGAGCUAGCUGGUAGAGACCUUAGAUUUAAUAUUUAUUUAUUUAUUUGUCUUGCUUUAAAUAUGGAAUAGAUAUUUGCAUAAAAUUGCUGCGACUUUAAAUAUGCAAAAGCUUUGCUCUAAGUGUGUUUGUGCAUGGACUUCGACCGGAAA